UUGUCAAAAGCUGUCACUGUCAGUGAAACGAACGCAAAAUGUCCUGCAGUGCAGUGGCCAGGAAACAGGAUCUGCCUCCUCCAGGGGGCUACAAGCCCAUCCCCUUCAAGAGGAUCCCGGCUAAGCAAUUCUUCAGCGGAUAUGCCAUGUUUGCUGGCUUCAUCGGCAUGACCACUGGCGCCUUGUACCUGCACUACCUGAACUACAAGUGGGUGAAGAAGCAUGAGAUCGAGAUGCGCUCAGCCAAGAUGGCUAUCUACCCGAUGCUGCUCGCCGAGCGGGACCGCGAGUACUUGAAGCAGCUGCGGAGGAACAGGGACGCUGAGGCGGAGCUGAUGAAGGAUGUGCCUGGAUGGGAGGUCGGCACUUACUACGGUGAGAAGGUAUACAAGCUCCUGCCCCCGGACACGCUCGUAGAGCCCAUCUUCCACGAGUACUAUGUCCACACCGACCCCAUCGCGUGGUACCAGCGCGCCUAUAUCAAGCUAAUGAGCUAAGUGGACCACUGUUCACAUGUUUGAGGGACUAUAGGCCAAUUAUAGAUCCACACUUGCAAAUCCUGAGCAAGAGUCGUUUUCCGUUUCACGGAAUAUCAGCACAUCUUUAAAUUCUUUAACAAUAUUUGACAUGUAAAAAUACUUUGUCUCCAAUUGCCAAAAAUGUUCAAUGUUUGAUAUUUUUGCAUAUGAACCAUUUUUGGUGAAACGGAACUGAUAUUUGGUGAAACGGAUAAAUACUCUUGCUUCGGCCAGUCGGGCCUGUCCGCAAGUGUUGAUGUAAUGGCCCAUAACCCAUAUGGACUGAAAAUAUGUUGCCUUUAAGAUCUGUUCUUAUAACCCAGGGGGCCUACAGCGAAAAUGAAAAUAGAAAUUUUGUUAUCUGCCUCUAUCUUGACUAUUCGAGCGAUAUAGGCAGAUAAAAAAAUAUCGUAGUUCAUUUUUCGCGGUACUAAAAUGACAGUUUGUUUUUUUUUACCACGUUAGUGAAAAACAAGCAUACAGCCUGAUGAUAAGGAUCACCGUAGCCUAUAAACGCCUGCAGCUUGAGUGGUGAUACAUGCGCGUUGUCAACCCUUGAAGUCCUGACUGUCCCUCGAGUAAACCUCGGCAUGGUACUCAUUCCACAGCCGGAGUGUCUGCGGGAAGAAAUUCUCAAUCAGUCAUGUCAAAUGUAUACCAUUUGUACAAUACAUAAUCAAACUAUGGUUUUAGUAUUUGGGAUAUUAAAAACAGAGCUUAAUAACGUUAACUAUUCUAAAGAUAUGUAUGGUCCAUGUUAUAUCUGAGAGUGUUGGAGUUAGUUCAAAUGGAUGCGAUGUAGAUUGACUGCCACUGAUUUCCGUUUUUAAAAUUGUUUUAUUUUAGCUGUUAAUUUACAAAUAAAUCAAUAUAAGCAGUC
Cydia splendana is the source of this 1398-nucleotide messenger RNA. RefSeq names its product NADH dehydrogenase [ubiquinone] 1 alpha subcomplex subunit 13 (gene ND-B16.6). The transcript is spliced from 3 exons. NCBI's taxonomy places the organism in Eukaryota, Metazoa, Arthropoda, Insecta, Lepidoptera, Tortricidae. The record is from RefSeq and is a predicted model, not a curated record. Bases 39 to 497 code for a protein of 152 amino acids.